Molecule: messenger RNA, 1464 nt
Organism: Macrobrachium nipponense
Lineage: Eukaryota; Metazoa; Arthropoda; Malacostraca; Decapoda; Palaemonidae
Product: PC4 and SFRS1-interacting protein-like
Exons: 3
Coding region: 1-1464 (487 amino acids)
Biological process (GO): protein phosphorylation; signal transduction
Cellular component (GO): cytoplasm
Molecular function (GO): protein kinase activity; ATP binding
Source: RefSeq, a predicted model, not a curated record
AUGUGGAAUGAAAAAGACUUUCCUGACAUAAGCAGGCAAAGAAAUGAUAAUAAAUCAGAGAAGGAUAAUGGUGAUAAUAGAGAACAAACAAGAGAAGGAAAUAACACUGAGGGACAAGAGGUAAGUGAUAGCCAAAGAGGAAUUGAUAUUAGUGAAGAUGAGAAAAUGAUGUAUACACAAAUAGUGAAGCUGACAACGGUCCGAGAGGAAUUACUCAGGGAAACCAAGAAGGACGGCAGAGGAAUGAAGAGGAAGUUCCAGGAGACCGAAGCGAAAGACCCCGACACCAAACGGGCAAGGACGAAGGAAGAUGGCUGGCUUGUAGCUGGAAACACUCCUUGUUAUACCCAGUUGCUGGCAAGGAGCAGCUUUCCCCGGCCAGAGCCGAUGGACUUGGAAGAGGAACUUGCUACGUUCUGUGCCCUAAGACCGACGCAGUGCCCCGCAAAUGAGAGGAAGCGAACGGACAUUUCCCCCAACGAACCUCAACAGAAGAAGCUGGGGAAAAGGAAAGGGAAAGAAGAGCCUCAGAAGAAGCAGGCUGAAAAAAAACAGAAGAAGCAGAAGAAAAUGGAGGCUCCAAAGAACCAGGCCGAGAAGAAUAAGAAGAAAGAGGACCCUCAGAAGAAGCAAUCUGAGAAGAGAACGAAGAAAGGUGCAAAAGGGCCCCAAAAUCAGGAGAAGGACACGCGGAAGACAGAAGCCAUAACAAUGAGUGAGGCAGAGGUUGCCGAGCUCCUCAAGGAAGGAAAGGAGCUGGGGGCGGGGACCUACGGAACCGCUUACAAGGUCGUCCACAAGGGAGAGGUAACCGUCCUAAAGGUGGCCAAUUCACGCCUGUGGAGUGUGAAAGCGGCUUUCAGAAAGGAAGCGAAGGUUCUUCAGGCCCUCAAUGGCAAAGGAGGUGCUCCUCUGCUGUUUGGCACCUGUAGCAAACCAGCAGCUAUACUCAUGGAGUAUUGCCCGGGGGAAGAGUUCCUCUCGUUUAUAAACGACUCGAAGAACUCUCCUUCCCUUGCUUUGGGAAUCCUUCCAGACAUUGCGAGGGAACUGCACAAGAUCCACUUGGCAGGUUACGUCCAUGUGGAUUUGAAGACGGAUAACGUCAUGGUCCACGUCACAGAAGGCAAGGGCAAGAAACAGGUAAAGCCCAGGAUAAUCGACUUCGGAAUAGCUGUGGAAAGGAGAAAGGUAAUAGAGCUAUAUCCGAAUUUUUCAGAUUCCAUCUACCCGCAUGAGUACACGGAAGGGUGCGGCCGGCGCAGCCCUUCUGGGGGACGGGGUGUUAUUCCUAGUGGGUAUGUCUUAUUGAGGAUACGAUCCUAUGCCUUCAACGAUCACAUCCCACAGCACUAUGAGGAAAUUAUAAACAUGGCGAAGAACGAAAACCCAAAACUUCGCCCAACCGUCCCCAAGUUAGUGAAACUGUUAGAGGCAGCAAGAAAGAUGCCCGACCUACAAUAG